UCACUCCCAUCAGCGGUAGUCUGUCCGGGUGCAGAAGAGAGGGACGGAACCAUUCAUUCUUCUGUGGUUCCCUUCCCAGAGGAAAAACGUGGAGGAUGAAGAAGACACACUGAGAUAAGAAAACAAAACAGGACCAACCACGACAACUUAAACUACACAAAGAAGAGGACACAAAAAGAUUCAGCAGGAUUUCAGAGGCGUCGCUUAAAAAAACGUAUCGGCAGCAGUUACACGUGGUGAGAGGACUCUAACGUCAUCUGGAUUUAACUGAAGAACUCGUCUCUGCGUCCACACCAGAGGUGUGUCUGAUGUGACGCCAGCGGGCUGGCUCAGGGAACACAACUUCAAUACAAUGUAGACACCAAAAAGCAGACAGAAUAAGAGUCUGAACACCGAGCCAACAGAAGGAGGGUGAGUUCAAGGAGGAGGAAUAACAGCUGUGUCGAAGCAGAAGAUAAGAAGAGAAAGAGAGGGAAGCAGCAGACUGUGAAUCAUUGACUUGGACCUUUUGAGUGCAGCGGUGUCACCGACUCCUUCCUGUGAAGUGUUCACUCACACUCAGAUCUUCACCGGAGAAGGAUCACAACCUCAGCUCUGGUCUUUGAGCGCCUCUCGCUCCUCUCUUCCACCUCUCUGCUGAGUUGUAGUCUGAACAGAGGGAGACUCCAGCCGUCAGCAUGUGCCAUGUCAUCGUCACCUGCCGCUCCAUGCUGUGGACUCUGCUGAGUAUUGUGGCCGCGUUCGGAGAGCUCAUCGCCUUCAUGAGCACUGACUGGCUGGUGGGAUUCCCCCGAACCCCCGAUGCGGUCUACGGCCCCCAUGGGGCCACCACAGCCGGAGAAGCCUACAGGCCCACUUUAGGCAUCUACGGCCGCUGUAUAAAACUGCCCCACCUGAAGCGUGGAAUACUGUGCGGACCGUACGCCAUACACUUUGGGGAGAUUGCCAGCGGGUUCUGGCAGGCUACUUCUAUCUUCCUGGCUGCAGGGAUCCUGCUGCUGUGUGCCGUGGCCUUCAUCUCAGUCUUCACCAUGUGCUUCCAGAGCAUCAUGAAGAAGAGCAUCUUCAACGUGUGUGGACUGCUGCAGGGGAUCGCAGGUCUGUUUCUGAUCCUGGGUCUGAUGCUGUACCCCGCUGGCUGGGGUUCAGAUAAGGUGCAGCUGUACUGCGGGGCCGACGCGGCUCCGUACCGGGCCGGGCUGUGCUCCAUGGGCUGGGCCUUCUACACCGCCAUGGGGGGGACCGUGCUCACAUUCCUCUGCGCCGUGUUCUCCGCACAGGCCGAGAUCGCCACGUCCAGCGACAAAGUCCAGGAGGAGAUCGAGGAGGGCAAGAGCCUCAUCUGCCUCCUCUGAAGCUCAGAUACUUUUGUCCUGUUGGGAAAUGAAGAAGAAGAGGAAGAGGCGAGAGACACCUGCCCUUCUGUAUUUUCUCAAAACACUGGCCUGUGAAAUGGAGGCCCCUGCGUUGUUUACCACUAGACCUGACUCUGUUUUGUGAUUAUGUCGGAGGAAUCUACAAGUGCCACGUUUUUUUUUCUCAGUGUUUGUCUUUCAGCCACUAAAGGUGCUGCGUCUGUUAUUGUAUUCGUGUUUAGCCGUGUGGACGCCCAGGGAGGCUUUGUCUGUCUCCACAUGCUCUGUAAAUAAGUGUGAUUAUAUAUAUUUUGUACAUAGUAAUGAUCGCAGAAUGAUUGGUCAGCUUGAUCCAGGCUGGGCUGAUGAUGACACUCUUGCCUAAAAAAGAAACACAGCCUGCAAAACCUGGAUGUGUAAACUGUUUGUGAGUAUUAACUCAACAAGGGAACCACUACUCAGUCAGAAUAAACUACUCACAGAAUAAAUGGCUUCAGCUCAGAGUGGAUGUCCUGUAAAGCUUCCAGAAUGUACUGUUAUUUGAAUGAUAAAUGUGUUUCAGAAUAGCUUUAUUAGUCCCACAGAGACCCUUGAAAUGUAUCGAUGGAAGUUAUUUUUCACACAGACUGCACAAGGACGGGCAGAGGAAGAUCUUGGGUCCAUUUUGUUUGUCCUCUAUUCUGCAAAACCCUGAAAAUGAAGUGAGCUUUAUCCUUGCCUGAGCUAAAAGUAGACCUGUGAAGUGUCUGCUCCUCUUUCAGGAGACAACUUGGACAUGAAUGAUGAGGACACACAUGAAGUAUUGCUGUUAGUAAUGUCUGGUUUCAGGGAGUCGUAGAUAGUGUCCUAUCUGUUCCCAUUUGUUUCUGCCAAACGAAUAAAGAGAAGGGAGAAAAAAAA
This is a messenger RNA of Gymnodraco acuticeps, 2255 nucleotides long. It is a transcript of the gene lhfpl2a, whose product is annotated as LHFPL tetraspan subfamily member 2a. The transcript is spliced from 4 exons. NCBI's taxonomy places the organism in Eukaryota, Metazoa, Chordata, Actinopteri, Perciformes, Bathydraconidae. Gene Ontology annotation, cellular component: membrane. The record is from RefSeq and is a predicted model, not a curated record. The coding region runs from base 678 to 1355 and encodes 225 amino acids.